GCCAUGUGUAAAAAAGUACAGGUAUUCGUAGGUACUACGUUCCUCGUGACCUCGCCGAUAUUAUCGUCCGUGCUUUGCCGUGUGGCGGCUUGCUUAUAUUCCCUUGCAUAUUGUUAUUGUUGCCAUCAUCGUCUCGUCUGGUGUUUCUCUUCUCUUGGGCCGAACAGAACAGGGACAGGCGCUGGACACGUAGCGUGCCCCACACCCUGCGCUUCGUAUACUGCCAGAGUUCAAUCCGACCCGAGAUGAUGAGCCGUCUGGCUGUGAUGAAUCUCUCUGCCUGUGUCUCACGGUGUGCAGCAUCUCGUUGUGUUACACGCGGCUGCCAUUAGCGCCGUUACUGGUCUUGCAGUCUACGUUCCUACAGAUAGAUAAUGGCUUGGAAUCGUCGCCGUCCGUCCCUUCGUCCUCAACCACUUCCCAAUUAGCUAGUAUGGUAUGACGUGAUGUGUCAUGCCAUGAUACUCGAAGACAAAGAUACAGACAUGCUGCAUUUGUUUUCGGCUCCUUCAGGUAGUUGGACCGCCUUGGUAUUUAUUUGCAUGCUCGGUAUGUGACGUGGCGGCGGUGGACUUACGACUCUAUUGUCAGGG
Molecule: messenger RNA, 593 nt
Organism: Colletotrichum navitas
Lineage: Eukaryota; Fungi; Ascomycota; Sordariomycetes; Glomerellales; Glomerellaceae
Exons: 2
Coding region: 4-249 (81 amino acids)
Source: RefSeq, a predicted model, not a curated record